GCCCUGUGGACUGUGUUGAUGGACGGAACAGGUCUGAGUUUGGGUAAAAGAGCCAGGCUUUGGGGUCUUUUGACUAGUGUCUACACGGCGUCAGGAAUGCAUAGGCCAAAAGAUACAAUAACCUUUCAAGAAAAGCCUGCUUUUAAAAAAUUUCACAGACCACCCUUGAGACUAUGAAAUCUUCAUCCGAUGAAAGCAAUUUAAGUUCAUUUGUUUUCCUUGAACUUGCUGCGUUCCCUGUCAGUGACGGCCCCUCGUGUGCUCACCUAACCCAGGACACAUCUUUUUUGCACCGAGGAAUUAAGGAUGGUAGCAGGAUUUCACUCAAGGGUAGCACUCAAGAAGAAAAAUCAGCAUUCCCAGCCCAGACUAUUGGAAAAAAGAACCCACCCCCCCAGCAAAGUGCCCUCCUCUUUUAAUCUAUCGAAAUGAUUUUGUUUUUCCAGUUUCAGGCCUGAUCAUGAACUGAUCAUGAAUAGCGGGGCAGAGGAAAAUAAUCGGCCAGGGAAAGACUUUUAACAAGUAAAUAUUAUGCACAGAAAAACAUGCAAUUAGUGGAGGUUAGUUAAUGCCUUUCAAGUUGCGGCCGAGCUGCAGUUAAGGGUGGAUUUUCUGCGUUAUCCCUGAAUUGUCUGUCAAAAUCUUUAAUGUGACAACGUGACAUGUCUCUCCCAUCGCCCCUCCCUCACUGUGAACAGAAAAAGGGUCUUUUCAAGCAUCCCCCCUCCGCAUUCUUCUUCUCCCUGCGAUCUCUCUGUUCGUCAAUUGGUACCUUUGUUUGCCUGCACCUCUGGAGCUGGGGACCCUGGGGGAAGGGGCUCCCCAGAUGCAGGAGCCAGGGACUGGCUUCUCGGGUUCACUCUGUGCCCACAGAUCACAGUUAAUGGCAUCUCGGAUGGGACAGGCAGCUUGUGGGGUCUCCCUUCUUGCCAAACAUCUCACCUUCUGGGUUCAGACAUACCAAACGCUUGGGGGGCAGGGAAGAGGGGGUGAAGGGCAUGUUUCAUGCCGGAAGAGCCAUUUAGACUAUGCUGGGUCACUCUGAGAGCAGAUCCCUGCAGCUGGGGGUCCCGGGUUGUGGAUGUCCCCAGGGAAGGAGACCAUCAGCUAGCAUCCUCUCCAGACUGCCGCUGAGAUUCUUUGCCUCGAGUCUGAAGAAGGGAAGGAAAUGUUAAGGCAAAAGCAACCCCAAGGGAAAGAAAAAAGAGAGAUCCCUUUUUUGGGGGUGGUGUUGGAGGGAAGGUAUAAAUAGUUCCUUGGUUAAUUUGAUUCACUGUGGCUCUCCCUGGUGAUCUGGCCAUUCUGCUGCCAAAACAAAUGUUUUACUUUAUUUUGACUUUUUUGGGUCCUAAUGAGACAAAAUUUAGUUCUGUCUUAUUUCCAUUUAAAGCAUCUACGGUGGAGGAGGACAGCCCAACCUCAUGAAAAAAAAUAUCUUAACAAAUUGAGAUUAUAUGUUUUAGUUUUGAACUCAGAUGCAGACUUGAGAUAUUCUUUGGUCGUUUCAUGCCUUUCCAUCAGUCACUCUUUGGGGUUUUCGUGGAUGUGAAUUUGGGCAGCUUGAUGUCACAACCUGGUCACACAUGAUAAACAGAAGCAGCGACAAUGAAAACAAGAAAACUCCCCUCCGGUUGAUGGUGAUACUCGUUGAGUCCAGAGCCGAGGAUGGAGUAGGUCCCUCCCUCCACCACCCAAAUCACCCGCACCCGAGAGUUUGCUUCCACUGAAUGCCUUCACAUUUCCAUCCCCUCCUUCCAAGAAGGAUUUGAGGCUCGGCAUUGGUGCACAUCAAAAGACUCUUGGCAUGGCCCAUGCUAAUUUCAUCACUUUAAGGAGCAAAUGAUGCCUACUUCCAAUUUCUAACAUACCCGUCAUUUCCCCUUCAUUUCGUGCCUUUGCAUUUUCCGACAGUGCCGCAGCCCUGCAAGCCUGCAAAAUAUAUUGCUCCAGCCACCUGAGAAGUUCUGUUCCCAGGUCUGGCUCAGGGCCGGGCAGCGGUGGCGGCGGUGGCGGCGGCGGCGGCGGGAGAUGCCCGGGCGGCCCGCAGAGGUCCAUGUGGCGCGCUAGGUGGGAUCCCGGUGUCCUGAAGGCAGAGGCCCUGGCCCUCCUGCCCUGCGGCCUGGGCAUGGCGUUCUCCCAGUCCCACGUGAUGGCCGCUCGGAGGCACCAGCACGGCCGGCUCAUCAUCGAAGUGGACGAGUACAGCUCCAACCCCACCCAGGCCUUUACCUUCUACAACAUCAACCAAGGCCGCUUCCAGCCCCCACACGUGCAGAUGGUGGACCCCGUGCCUCAUGAUGCCCCCAAGCCGCCCGGCUACACCCGCUUCGUCUGUGUGUCUGACACCCACUCGAGGACAGACCCCAUCCAGAUGCCCUACGGCGACGUGCUCAUCCACGCCGGGGACUUCACGGAGCUGGGGCUCCCGAGCGAGGUCAAGAAGUUCAACGAGUGGCUUGGUAGCCUGCCCUAUGAGUACAAGAUUGUGGUUGCCGGCAACCACGAGCUGACCUUCGACCAGGAGUUCAUGGCUGACCUCAUCAAGCAAGACUUUUACUACUUUCCGUCUGUGUCGAAGCUGAAGCCGGAGAACUACGAGAACGUGCAGUCCCUGCUGACCAACUGUAUCUACCUGCAGGACUCGGAGGUCACCGUGCGUGGCUUCCGGAUCUACGGCUCUCCAUGGCAGCCCUGGUUUUAUGGCUGGGGCUUUAACCUCCCUCGAGGCCAAGCACUGCUAGAGAAAUGGAACCUCAUUCCCGAAGGCAUAGACAUCCUGAUAACCCAUGGACCACCACUGGGCUUCCUGGACUGGGUCCCCAAGAAGAUGCAGCGGGUGGGCUGCGUGGAGCUGCUCAACACGGUGCAGAGACGCGUCCAGCCGCGGCUGCACGUCUUCGGCCACAUCCACGAAGGGUACGGCGUCAUGGCGGAUGGGACGACCACCUAUGUGAACGCGUCUGUGUGCACCGUGAACUACCAGCCUGUGAAUCCGCCCAUAGUCAUUGACCUCCCCACGCCCCGGAACUCCUGACUGCCCCUGCGGUCUCAGCCCUUCCUGCCCACAUCAGCUACCUAUGCCUGGCCUAGAGCACGGACCCCCAACCACCCUUCCUUCCACGCAGACAACCCGUCUGGCCGCAGGGACCGGCCCAGCAGAGGGGUUGAGGCCUUGGAAUGAAGAAAAUCUCCCCCAACUCUUCAGCCUCCGUCACCUGGAGUCAGGACCCCGUGGGUCCCGGUCAGGGGUUCUGUGCUCGUGACUUUUCUGCGUGUACAUUUCCGCGUGUACCUUGUCAAAGGACCUACCAAGCUUGCGGUCCUGUCCUGCUCGGGACCUGACGGACUCUUCAUCCUUCUCAGUUGGACACCCUCGUGGGUUUGGGAAGCCGCUGCUCCUGGACACAUUCUGGAAGUUCUCACACAAAGUCUCCCUCUAACGGAGGGUCUGUGUGGCUGCAAGCCCCAGGGUUGGGGGUGCGCGGGAGGUCUUAGAGCCCGGGUGUAAGUAGCUCGCCGUCUCCCCCCGGGGCUGGGGAGGAGACGGGCCUGCUUCACAGCUGAGGCCCUCAAGGGAGCAUCAGGGAUGUCUCAGGAAUUCGGACCGCACCAGGCCAGGCCAACAAGCGUCUGCCUCGCCUUGUCACCCUGCUUUCUUCCUGUGCGCUUCUCGGCCGUCUUGAACCACGGCCUGGGCAUCCCAGGCUCGGAGCCGGGAUCUGGGGGAGUGGUUCCAGAACGAGCCACGUGAGUGCCCAGGACCAGAUGGAGGGUUCCCGAGUCACAGACGGCCCCCGAUCUUGCAGGGGCUGUGCGGCUCUGCGGAACUCGGCCGGCUGGAGGGGCCGCACACCGAGGCCACCCUGCCACGGGGAUGUGCCCGUGUGGGCGUGCACACACCUACACACACAUCCUUCUUCACUUAAUGCAGUGGACCCCGUGUUUCUCAUUACUGUCCUCCUGGGGGUUCUAUCCCUCAGUGCUGUUUCCCGCGCACCAUUUGGGCUCUGUCUGGUGGGCCCACAGCCGAAGGGGCUGAGUGGUUCCUGGUCCUUGCCAGACUGUCCUGUUAACGGGAGGGUGGGCCGGUGGCAGAGCGGGCCCUGGGCUCUGGCAGCUUCGUGCAGGGCGGCUUCUGUUUUUUUCUUUAAGUUAGGACUGGGGGGAGGGUGGUUUGGGCUGAAUCUGCAAGGGAGAGGGAGCCAGCAGGGUCUCAUCAGGGUGAGGCCAGAGAGGCGGGGUCGCCACGUGCAGGGUCACAUUCGACCUUUAUUGCAAAUGUUGAUAUUUUGUUCAUCAUGGAUAUUUUUCUGAAUCGAUUUUGACUUUUAAAGACAUGGGAUUCAAUAGCAUCAUUUCUCUCUACUGCCGAGCUUUUCGGUAGCCCCUUAAACCGGGCGCGUGAGAGGAGGGCCUUACUUGCCUCACCCUAGGCCCAGCCCUGGGAACAAGCACUUAGCGUGCCACUUUGCAGAUACACUCUCGACUCAUCACAGGCGGUCCUGCAAGCUCAGCCCAGUGGGCCCCAUUUUAGAGAUGAGGAGAUUGUGAUCAGAGAGGUGGCGUAACUUGCCUGAGGGUGCACAGUGCCAAAGGGGCAGAAGCAGGACUUGAGCCUGGGUCUCUGGCUCUGUGGGCUCUGCUCUUCCGAGGCUCAGAGAGUUCUGUGCCCCAAGGCAAUGCGUGGUCCGGAGGCUUUUUUCUUUUCUUUUUUUUCUUUUCUUUUCUUUUCUUUUCUUUUCUUUUCUUUUCUUUUCUUUUCUUUUCUUUUUUUCUUUUCUUUCUUUUUUUUUUUUUUUAAGGGUCCUGUUCGAAGCCUCUCGGGUUUGUUUCUCAGAGAGAGUCCCUGGAGUGCUGAGGGAUCCUGUUCUCUGAGCCCAGCACCCCGGCAUCCCGGGAGACCACGGGUCCUUCCCUACUCUCACGGGGCUCCCCAUGGGGCGAGGGGCACCGUCAGCGAGGGGAGCCUGGCAGCAGCAGCACGCGGACCGGGGCCAGCGGCGCUCUGUGCGGUGCGGGACUGCGGGACUCUGGCCAAGUGGUUCCUGGUGGCCGAGGAUGUUUACAAGGUCUCUGGGGAAGCCCAGAUGCACGGCGCGUGGGCACGUGUGGGGUGGAGAAGACACAGGCCCUGUUCGUCACCUCUGCUGAAUUUCUAUGCGGACCAAGAACUAUAAACUUAAAAGUUUUUUUUUCCUAAGGUAUCUUCAGAAUAUGGUGUAUUUUUAUGUGGAAAAGAAAAGUUAUGAAGGCAGCUGUUACUUUGAAAGAAAAUUCAUUAAAGUCCUUGAGGUAUGAAAGAUGAUGGCGUGCUCCUCAAUCAUUUUGGCAUAACUUGAUUGUGGCUGUGAUUUUUUUUUUGUCAAGCAUGUCAGACAAUAAAGUCUUUGUAAAAAGAAA
This is a messenger RNA of Ailuropoda melanoleuca (giant panda), 5400 nucleotides long. It is a transcript of the gene MPPED1, whose product is annotated as metallophosphoesterase domain containing 1. NCBI's taxonomy places the organism in Eukaryota, Metazoa, Chordata, Mammalia, Carnivora, Ursidae. Bases 2054 to 3034 code for a protein of 326 amino acids. The record is from RefSeq and is a predicted model, not a curated record. The transcript is spliced from 7 exons. Gene Ontology annotation, molecular function: hydrolase activity.